This is a messenger RNA of Rangifer tarandus platyrhynchus (Svalbard reindeer), 285 nucleotides long. The record is from the annotation of a GenBank genome assembly. Lineage: Eukaryota; Metazoa; Chordata; Mammalia; Artiodactyla; Cervidae.
AUGACCAGCUCAGCGCCAGAGCUCAGCAAGGCAGAAAGGAAUGGGCAGAAGGAGUGGUGUUAUUUCCUUGGAUUUGUCCUGCCCGCCCUCACAUCUGGGGACAAAUCCAAGGUGGUCCCCCUCGCCAUCGAAAUUGCUGGUGUCUCUCGAGUGCGGAACACGCCAAGGGCCGGCGGUGGAGGGACAGGCCUCUCUGCAGGUGAGGCCGAGAUCAUCAGGGGCAUCGGGCCAUCUCAUCCUCUUGCCCUGACCCAAGCCCUGGUGCCCAAGGGCCAUGUAUCCUAA